Micropterus salmoides (largemouth bass) is the source of this 1346-nucleotide messenger RNA. RefSeq names its product solute carrier family 20 member 1b (gene slc20a1b). Gene Ontology annotation, biological process: phosphate ion transmembrane transport. The record is from RefSeq and is a predicted model, not a curated record. Gene Ontology annotation, cellular component: membrane. NCBI's taxonomy places the organism in Eukaryota, Metazoa, Chordata, Actinopteri, Centrarchiformes, Centrarchidae. Gene Ontology annotation, molecular function: phosphate transmembrane transporter activity.
CCCCCGGCUCCGUCCACCGGCACGAGCAAGUUCUACACACGCGGCUACAACUCUCAUUCAAACUGAGACGGUUCUCGACGCGAAAAGGCGGAUUUAUUCCACACCGAAUCAGAUAGUCGUAAAUACCCUUUUUGACGUGGUGACUUUUUUUUAUCGCGAGGCAGCUUUGUUGGAAGGAUUUUGUUCAUAAUACGGAGACAUUUUUCAGUAUCCCGCGCGCGCUAUCGUAACUGUGCGCGCGCUAACGUUAAUUAGCUUACUGGCUAGCAAGAGCUAUUCUCAACAGGACAGAACUGCAACGUGUGGAUGUACCCCUGCUCAUCUGCAGUUACAGUUGCACAAUGGCUUUCUGUUCACUCUGCUUGAUGGCUCAGCACCAAAGGAAAAUCAACAGAUCUAGUACAAUUACAGGAUAGCAAUAAGCCCACACUAUAUACCUCCGUUUACCUUAAUUGUUUUCUGGUCCUUGCCAGGUAAACGCUUUACAAGUUUGCACUGCUAAAUCUCUGAAAUCCUGUUUAAAACAGGUGGGCCUGAAGAGAAUUUAAUUAUUUAUUUUACCACAUACCUCUUUAUUUUAGUAGCUGCUGUUUCAAAAUAGCAUUAUAAAGCUAUUCUGACAGGCAUUCAUCCCUUUUAAGAUUGUGAAGCAAUUCGUCUAUAGUCUACAAUCAUGGUUUCAACAACUGCGACUGCAAUAAUACUGGUCAGCACAGUAGGGCUAGCGACCCAGACUGCUCUGACAGAAUAUAUGUGGCUGUUGAUUGUUGGCUUCAUCAUCGCCUUCAUCUUAGCCUUUUCUGUGGGUGCCAAUGAUGUUGCCAACUCAUUUGGCACAGCAGUGGGCUCUGGAGUGGUCACCUUGCGCCAGGCGUGCAUUCUGGCUACAGUGUUUGAGACUCUGGGCUCUGUGCUCCUUGGGGCCAAAGUGAGCGAAACCAUCCGCAAGGGUAUCAUUGACGUGGGCAUGUACAACGGCUCUGAGCAUGUGUUGAUGGCUGGAUCCAUCAGUGCCAUGUUUGGAUCUGCUGUGUGGCAGCUGGCCGCCUCCUUCCUUAAGCUCCCCAUCUCUGGAACACACUGCAUUGUUGGUGCUACUAUCGGCUUCUCGCUUGUUGCCAGAGGCCAGCAGGGAGUCAAGUGGUUUGAACUCCUCCGCAUCGUUGCUUCCUGGUUCCUGAGUCCCCUUUUGUCUGGAAUAAUGUCAGGCAUUGUUUUCUACUUUGUGCGUGCGUUCAUCUUACGCAAGAAAGACCCUGUGCCUAAUGGAUUGAGGGCCCUGCCUCUGUUUUACGCCGUGACCAUGGGAAUCAACCUGUUCUCCAUCAUGUUCACUGGAGCUCCGA